UAGCAGCUACCCAUAGCGCCGUGUUUGGAUUCUGGGAACAAAUCAACAAAACUCCGUUGCUUAAAAAAAAAAUGAAUUGAACUCGGCAAACGGGCCUUGCGGCGCAGUCAUCUUCAUUCAUUCGUUGGGAAUGAUAGCUUGCAGGUCUCUCAUCGGAGUGGAGCGAGUUCUCAAGUUUACCAAUACUUAUGUGGCAUCAAGGUCUUAUUGCUUUCAGGGUCAGAGCGCUUAUCAUUGCUUAAGCUGCAAUUUUAUGAUGAGUGGUAGAAAGAAGAAAAUAUGUCUUGAAGACCAUAGCAUCAAACAGAAGAAAAUGAAUUAUAUCUGGAGACCAAUUGCCACCAAUGCUAGUUCUUGUGACGAAAGCUUGAUGAAGGAUGCACUUGUUGAGUCCGAAGAUGGAUGCAAAGUUCAAGAAACUGGCUGUAGCACAUCUAGCACUAUUUCAAAUGAACAUCUCACAAAGAUAGCUGCUGAAGCUAUGAGUGAAAUUGCUGAAUCAGAUACUAGUCCAAGCCAGUUGCUGGAUAAUGUUGAAAACAGAGUGCUAGAAGGAGAUUCAUCUGUCUCCACCGAAAAGCAUUCAAUUUCCGUGCUGGUUGGUGCUUCUCUAUUUCGUUUUAUUAAAGGAAAAGGGGGAUCCACACAGAAAAAGAUAGAAGAGGAUAUGGGGGUUAAAAUCAUAAUGCCUACUUCAAAAGAAGAGGAUUUUGUUACCAUUGAAGGCAUUUCAGUCAACAGCGUGAAUUCAGCUUCAGAGAAGAUACAGGCUAUAAUUGAUGAGACAGUUAAUAGUCGAAAUCUUGAUUAUUCACACUUCAUAUCCCUUCCAUUGGCCAUUCAUCCUGAGUUGGUUAAUAAACUCAUCAGUUUUCAGCAUUCAAUAUUGGGAAUUGGUUCUUGCAUGGAUGAGAAUACCUAUACUGAAUCUGAUUCCAAUGAGGAUGAGGGUACUACUACUGACACCAAAGAAGUGGACCAACUAUCCAAGGAAAAUUCCGGUGUUGCAGUUGAGCUUAAAGCUAAUGACAACAGUGAAUCGGUUAAAGUUAAUCUUACUAACAUACCCCUUGUCAGUUACGCACCUAAAGCAUCCAAGUCUUCCGCUCCAUCUGACCUGGGUAUUGACAAAUCCAUAUUCAUCAAGCCUAAAACAUUUCACCUUACAGUACUCAUGCUUAAGUUAUGGAACAACGAGCGAAUUAAGACAGCCUCUGAGGUUUUGCAGAGUAUCUCCUCAAAAGUUAUGGAAGCCUUGGAUAAUCGGCCUCUCUCUAUAAGAUUAAAGGGACUGGAAUGCAUGAAAGGUUCUUUGGCAAAAGCCCGGGUUCUGUAUGCUCCUGUGGAAGAGAUUGCCAGUGAGGGUCGUCUUUUACGUGCCUGUCAAGUCAUCAUUGAUGCAUAUGUUGAAGCUGGACUUGUCUUAGAGAAUGAUGCUAAACAGAAAUUAAAGCUACACGCCACUGUGAUGAACGCAAGGCAUAGGAAAAGGAACAAGAACACGUGGACAAGAAAGGUUGAUUCUUUUGAUGCACGGGGAAUAUUCAAGCAGUAUGGAUCAGAGGACUGGGGGCAGUAUCUUAUUCGUGAAGCUCAUCUUUCGCAGAGAUUUUCUUUCGAUGAAAAUGGAUACUAUCAUUGUUGUGCUUCAAUUCCUUUUCCUGAAAAUAUGCAGGUAGAAUGAUUGAUGUCUUGUUCAUUAUUGCCUCACUUUUGUGUGGAAUGAGGAGAAGGAUUUAAAUGGUAGCUUCACCAAAUAUACUAAACUUAUCUACCUGCAAAAGAAAUUGCCUGGGGUUUAGAUCAAUUUUUAGUUAGUGUUCUGCUCAACAAUUGAUAUGGCCUCUUUGUAGACUUCAACUUCCUAACUGGUGGUAGUUUAUCGCUGAUUGUUUAAGGAAUAAACAAGUUUCACAUCUGUUUUGUUUAAAA
Messenger RNA from Glycine soja, 1932 nucleotides. RefSeq lists its product as uncharacterized. Gene Ontology annotation, cellular component: nucleus. The record is from RefSeq and is a predicted model, not a curated record. Gene Ontology annotation, molecular function: RNA binding. The transcript has 14 exons. The coding region runs from base 131 to 1684 and encodes 517 amino acids. Lineage: Eukaryota; Viridiplantae; Streptophyta; Magnoliopsida; Fabales; Fabaceae. Gene Ontology annotation, biological process: DNA alkylation repair; regulation of DNA-templated transcription.